AUGAACAGUGUUAUGAAGCUUGUCGAGCACACGUACAAUAAGCGGAGCAACAACACUUGCAGGGCAUGCCCUGAGCUAAGAGGCAAAUUAGAAGAGGAAGUGGGUGCCAAGAAGCCCAGCGAGGCUACCUACACGAAGCGAAUUGCCCUGCAAGCGUCCCUCGAACCAAAUAUUCGCUUUACACGUGGCGUGGCGCGAGAAAUCGCACUGGCACAGAGUCUCAGACUGGCCCAUGUCUCACAAAUGGGUGAAAACAAACGAAGAGAAGAGUGA
Messenger RNA from Ostertagia ostertagi, 273 nucleotides. The record is from the annotation of a GenBank genome assembly. Lineage: Eukaryota; Metazoa; Nematoda; Chromadorea; Rhabditida; Trichostrongylidae.